AUGCUAAAGAGUUUAACGACAAUUUCGGGAUCACUCAAGGUCAAAAUGCCAUUAGUCAAAGGUGCAUGCCUAAUAAUUGGUGAUGAGGUGCUGAAUGGUAAGAUUACUGAUACCAACUCGAGGUUUUUUGCUAAGUAUUGUUAUGAAUUAGGGAUCCACCUGAGGGAAAUAGUGACCGUCGGAGAUGAACAUGAGCAAAUAGUAGAUACUAUUAGGCGCCUGAAAGCUGAUAAUGACUUUAUAGUUACUUCUGGUGGAAUUGGCCCUACUCAUGAUGAUAUCACUUACGAAUCUGUGGCCAGCAGUUUCGGAUUAGAAUGUAAGCUUGAUGAAGAAUGCCAAAGACGUAUGCGCAAAAUUUCUGAUCCUGAAGCACGUCAUCAGGGAGAUGCUCUUAAGGCAUUCUAUCGCAUGGCUACGCUUCCAAAUGGCCCCAAUGUUGAAAAUUAUUAUGUUCAUGAUGAUUUAUGGGUACCAAUCGUUUCGAUCGAGAAAAAAGUCUACGUUCUUCCGGGGGUUCCUCAGCUAUUUGAAAGAUUAUUGACAGGUUUCACGAAUACCUUAAAGGGUCUGUAUGGUCUUGAAAAAGAUACUGCUCAUGAAUAUCAACGGUACUUCGUCAAAACACCGAUGUCUGAAAGUGAGAUUUCAAUGUUUUUGGCAAAAAUUCAAAAGCGUGGUACUGAAGUCUCUAAAGAGAUAAAGAUUGGAUCCUAUCCACAUUUUGGAAUGGGAUUUAAUACAGUUAGCAUUCUGGGUUUGAAAAAAGAUGAUGCAUUUUUAAAGCAAAUUGUGAAGGAGACCAUUCAAACAUUGAAAGGUACAGAAAUUUCCGCAACUGAAGAACAGCAAAUAUCGGAUUCCAGAUGA
Molecule: messenger RNA, 870 nt
Organism: Lachancea fermentati
Lineage: Eukaryota; Fungi; Ascomycota; Saccharomycetes; Saccharomycetales; Saccharomycetaceae
Source: the annotation of a GenBank genome assembly